UGUCUAGACCAGUCUAGACAAGGAGAGAUGUUAAAAUGGCCGAUCUAAACAAAGAGUUGAACGAGUAUCUUCUCAGUAGCAAAAAUGAAAAGCAAUAUAAAAUCACCGUUCCAUCGGUAGCGAUAUCGAAAGCGAAUUUUGGGAAAUGGUUCGGAAAAAGUACUAACGAGGUGGAGGAGGACGCAGGAUGGAUCCAAAGAUCACAAAGAGAAUGUUGUCCCGCUAUGACGAGAACACAUAGACUUAUAUCCUUUGCUGUAUGUUUUCUUCUGGGACUAUUAUGCUUCUGUCUAUCAACAAUAUAUAUUCCUGUUUUAUUACUUAAAGCAAGAAAAUUUGCUCUACUUUAUUCCUUAGGAAGUCUCUUCUUUUUAAUGAGCUUUUGUUUUUUAUGGGGAUCAAGUUAUAUGAAAUCAUUAUUCCUAGCUGAGAAGAAGUACUUUACCAUGUUGUACUUCGCAACGUUGACAGGCACACUGUAUUCUGCUCUGCAUUUACAGUCAACUCCUUUGACAGUGUUAUGUGCUAUUUUGCAGUUGAUAGCUACAUUAUCCUUUUUAAUAAGUCACAUACCAGGAGGCACAACUAGUCUCAUGUUUUUUACAAGAAUGUUUCGAUCAUCUGUAAAGUCAAGUUUACCUGUGUAAUAAGAUUAUUAUGCUUAGGCUAUAUUUUAAUGUUUUCUAAUAAAAGCAGCAAUAUCUCAUUUCUUACAAAAUUUUUUAAAGCAUCGCAUGAGAUUCAUAGUAAAGAGAAAUUAGGAUAUUAAAUAAAUUAUUAUUCAAGAUUUAUCAAAUUAUCAUUAUUAAAAUUAAUACACAGAAGACUGAUUUUUAAAUCCGCAUAAUAUACCCAACAAUACAUAAAACAAAAUGUAUUAUAUGCUAAUCUGAUAUCGAGUGCAAUUUUGUAAACAUAUAAUAACUAUUUUUGAUAGUGUUUCUUAUUGCCAGAAAUUUCAACAGUUGUAUAAUGCUUAUAUUAGUAAAUACAAUUCUAUUUAUUAGUAUAAA
This is a messenger RNA of Solenopsis invicta (red fire ant), 1013 nucleotides long. Its product is annotated as vesicle transport protein SFT2C. The transcript has 3 exons. Bases 36 to 647 code for a protein of 203 amino acids. Gene Ontology annotation, biological process: vesicle-mediated transport. The record is from RefSeq and is a predicted model, not a curated record. Lineage: Eukaryota; Metazoa; Arthropoda; Insecta; Hymenoptera; Formicidae. Gene Ontology annotation, cellular component: membrane.